Molecule: messenger RNA, 2157 nt
Organism: Didymodactylos carnosus
Lineage: Eukaryota; Metazoa; Rotifera; Eurotatoria; Philodinida; Philodinidae
Source: the annotation of a GenBank genome assembly
AUGGAGGAAGAUUACAUUAUUAUAGGUCUCAAUGUAAAUGACAGAAAUGAAUUACAUAGUAGUAUUAAAAAUUAUGAACCGUUUAAUAGUGUACAUAAAUGUAUUACAUAUAUAACUUCUAUUCAAAACAAACAUAUCUAUUUCAUCACAUUUUCAUCAUUGAAUGAAUUUCUUAUUCCUCUCAUCUAUACAGAAAAACAAAUUUUAUAUAUUUAUGUAUAUUGUACAAACGAGACUGAGUCAGAAAAAUUAUGCUUAAAAAAUGAUUCAAAAAUUCGUAUAUUUACAGACAGGAAUGAUUUAUUUGCUAAAUUGAAUUACGAUAUUACGGUAUAUUCCAAGCGAUUAUCACAAUGGCAUUCAAUAAAACAUCAUUUAACACAUAAUUACCAACAGAGUUUAAGUUCAAUUGAUUGUACCAUAUCAGCGGAGUCGCACACAACCAUUGAAGAAAAUAUAAAAGUCAUUUUAUUCAAUGAGGAUAGAAUCAGUGAGCUAGCCGAUGCACUAACGUUUCAACUAGAGUACAAGAAUAUUGAUUUAACAACGUUUGACAACAUUGAUCAAUUAAUUGCAUUUGUAAGUAACCAAAAAGACCGCCUAUUUCUCGUUACAUCUAGUUUCAAUUUAAUUCCUGUUGUACAUUCACUAUUCCAAAUCCAAUUUAUUUACUCAUUUACUUCCGAUUACGAUAAUAGUGAACAAAAGCAAUUGUCCAUAAAGUACGAAAAAGUUCGAGGAUCAUUUAAUGAAAUAAAAGCUCUAAUACAAAAAUUAAAUGUAGAUAUUACACAGCAAUUAAAUAAUUUAUUUGAGAUACCAUCAAUAUUUGUCUAUAAAAAGCUUGAUUUAGAAGAGAUAUCACUUAAAAAUCUGAACGAACGACAAAUAUCGUUUGUGUGGUCUCAGUUAUUAAUUAAAAUCCUACUCCAACUGCCUGAAACAGAAGGACAUGCAGAUGAUUAUAUGAGAACAGUAUCUCAUGUGCAAUACAAAUAUAUUGAACUAAUACCGAAAAGAAUUGAUAUACUCGAUACAAAUUACUCUUCUCAAGAAGCAAUAUGGUGGUAUAUAUUCGAUUCGUUUCGAUUUCGUCUUAUAAACAAAGCAUUUCGAACAGAAAAUAUGGAUCGUAUAUUGAAGUUCCGAUAUUUUCUAACUGAUGUUCAUAAUCACUUACGACAAUUACAGUGCACAUCAUCGUCUUCAAACAAAACGAAUUUUAUUGUUUAUAGAGGCCAGUUAAUGUCACCCGAUGAAUUACAUAUGAUAAAAGACAGUAUAGAUGGAUUCAUAACAAUGAAUACGUUUCUUUUAACAACUAAAUCAUAUGAUACUGCUCGUAUUUUUGCAGAGAACAGUUCAGAUUGCCUGGAUUAUGAAUCUGUUUUGUUUGAAAUCACUAUCGACACAAAUGUUUUUGUUACUCCUUAUGCUACUAUUAAUACUAUAAAGGAUUGUCAAGAUAAAGAUGUAAUCAUGUUUUCCCUUGGUACAGUAUUCCGAAUACGGUCUGUCGAAUUAUUCAUGAGUAAAAUUUGGUAUAUACGACUAAUAUACACCAAAGAAGAAAAUGAUGAGUUACAAUCGUUAAACGAACGUUUUCAGAAUGAAAUUGGAGCGCCACUUACGAUUCUAACCUUUGGAAAUUACCUGAGUGCAUUGGGUAAACACAGUGAAGCUGAAAUAUAUUAUACAGAACUUCUUCGGAAUGAUCCUUCUAACAGUACAAUAUUAACUAAUUUAGGAAACAUGAAAGAAAAUCACCUGGAAGCAGAAAAAUAUUACCAGUUAGCAAGAGAAAACGUAGGAUCAGAUGGAAAUAGCGGUGUAUUGACUUGUGCUACUACAUCACAAAGCGUAUGUUCUAAAGGUCAAAUACAGUUUUGUCCACUAGAUGAUGAUGAUCCGUCGGCUGUAUAUAAUAAUAUAGCAAGUAUCUAUUAUAGUGAGGGCAAGUAUGAUUCUGCAUUAGAUUACUAUAAAAAAGCCCUUGAAAUUACUUUAAAAUCCUUUCCUAACAAUCAUAAUUAUGUGCUGAUGUAUGAAGAUAUGAUAGCAACAAUAAUGAUUCAACAAAGAGAUACGACUAAAUCGCAGUGCGCGACCAUGUGGACAUUAGGUGAAAAAAUGAAAGUGAGUUUUUCAAAAAUUUGA